AUGGGACCAACGGAGGAGGCUUACGCAUUGCUUGAUUUUGAGACUUCACGCGUGAUAUCCGACAGACCAGAGUUCAAAGGAAAGAAAGAAGGGCUCGGAAAUACAGGACGAUUUGACGAUGAGCAGCCAUCUCCACUAAUAAAUCCCACGAUACGAGUCUCGGUCGUCGUUAAUAGCAUGUUACGUACGUCUGCAGUGGCGAAUGGUCGAGACUCUACCCCAGUAUUCAGCCAAGGUCAUCCAUCACCCAUCCGGUCCCGCAAAUGUGGAUCGCAGCCCUCACUACUAUUCUCAUCAACGUGA
Messenger RNA from Pseudocercospora fijiensis CIRAD86, 303 nucleotides. RefSeq lists its product as uncharacterized. Bases 1 to 303 code for a protein of 100 amino acids. The transcript is spliced from 4 exons. Lineage: Eukaryota; Fungi; Ascomycota; Dothideomycetes; Mycosphaerellales; Mycosphaerellaceae. The record is from RefSeq and is a predicted model, not a curated record.